Messenger RNA from Crotalus tigris (Tiger rattlesnake), 6186 nucleotides. Its product is annotated as somatomedin-B and thrombospondin type-1 domain-containing protein-like. NCBI's taxonomy places the organism in Eukaryota, Metazoa, Chordata, Lepidosauria, Squamata, Viperidae. The transcript has 5 exons. The record is from RefSeq and is a predicted model, not a curated record. The coding region runs from base 989 to 1792 and encodes 267 amino acids.
CACACCACUCCACACAUGAACGUCUCUGCAGGCUAGCUUGAAACACAGGGUUAGCACUCUUCAGAGAAACAGUCCAAUAUGCCAUAACCUUCAGCACACCUGCCCCCAGUCACCCAGUGCCUCCUCUUCACACAUCCAGAACAGUUGGAGCCUCUCCCAGUUGGAAGGGAAGUGAAGGCUGGCAAAAACUUCGGUUGCAUUCCUUAAUUUCUCCAGGAUGAGCACUGUAAGAGGGUACUUACUCAUCAGCCUCCUUACUGAGCAUAGGGCUCAGCAAGCAGUGCCUGCAAUUAUACAGGAGCUCACUUCUCGGCCAACCUCUCGAAUUAGAAGGCAGCCCUUUAAUGUGGCUCAUCUGGCUGUGUCCCAAGUCAAAAGAAAAUCCCCGCAAAGUUCGCUGCCUCCCUUGGUAAACAUGCCUUACUUUGAAGUAACAGCUUCCUUCCACUCCAGCCAGGCCAGCUGACUGGAAGGCGUCGACCGACUCGAUUCCUUUAAGCGCGCCUGGAACUGAAUCCGGUAGAAAAAGACGAAGGUUAGAAUAGGCGGAGAUGCCGCCCGCUAUCUCGGGGAGGGCUAGUCGGCAGUAAUCGCAGGGUAAAGGAGCUCGAACUCCAAAGAUCAACUUCCUGACUUUUUCCUUGCGGGCGGCCCAGUCGGAUCCUCAACUAGGUGUGGAACUCGCGGAGUGGCUUGGAGGAGCAUCUCCGGGCGCCAUCCAAACUGGACCUAUUUCUUCGGGGCUGCUUUCUGAUUGAUUGCCCGAAACGCGUGGAAAAUCUGCUUUCACUGACGACCAUUCCUCCCGCGGAUUCACAAUUUGAAAGAAAUCGCCCAGGGGCGCUCCUGCUUGGCGGGGCCGGGGCGCCCUCUCUUACGUCACCUCUGACUUAAGGCGGGUUGCUGGCCAAGCAGGGCGGUGGGGCUCGGCGCUGUACGGCACUUCGCGCCCGGUUUCUUCUCCCUUGCUUCCCUUCCCAAACCAACCAUGCCGGUUACCUGCGGCCCUCGGAGCCUGGCGGGCGCGCUGCUCUUCUCCGCCCUGCUGGCCGCGGCGGGAGCGGAGGGCGGCUGUGCUGAGCUGGGACGCUGCUGCGCGGGCAGGAGCCUGGAGUGCGCGAGCACCGGUUGGCGACCCGACAGAUCCUACGGGCUCUGCUACUGCGACCAGGCUUGCCUUUCCACCCUGGACUGCUGUAGCGACUACCGGCACUUCUGCCCAGACACCUCCUGCCUGGUCUCUGACUGGAGUGAGUGGAGUGGAUGUGCUGAACGCUGCAAGGCGACCUACCGCCUCCGAAGGAGACACGUGAUCCAGAAGCCCAGAAAUGGUGGAGAAGCCUGUCCUCCUCUUGAAGAAAAGGCCGGCUGUUUGGAGUAUUGGACUCAGCAAGGAACAUUGUGCAAGGACUCCAUCCUCCCAGCAUUAAUAACCACUGGAGGCUAUGGGAAGGCAAGGAGAAAGCGUGCUGUGCUCAGCGGGAGACAAAGAAUUGGGUAUUGUGUUGAGUUCCAGCUCAUGGCCAUCACAAAAGGCUGCCUGAAUGGGAACAGUUCCUACACUCAUUGGAUGAAGUAUCUCAGUGAAGGACACACAGUGUGUGUGGAAUGUCAACAUCCAGCCCUAGAUCAGAAGAGUCUACACUGCUCUGGGGAUGGGAGCGGAGCCAAGAAGAACCAGUUACUGUACUGGCAGGCUGUGGGGAAUCCAAGAUGUAGAGGAACCUGGAAGAGGGUUCGCCAGUGGGAUACUUGCACUUGUCCUUCGGUUCACAGCUUCUUGUUCAUCUGACUUCCAUAUAUUGCCACCAACAUUGAUUUCUGCACUACUGUAGUCCUCAUUUACAGAAAUUCAGGGAAUAAGAUGCAACCUGCUGCAUGGACUUUUCAACAUUCUGCCAAUGUCCGAAGCCCUACCUCUCAUCCCAAUAUUUUAUAUUUCAAAGUAUAUUGAAUAGCAGAGUUUAAAGAGGAACCACUGCAUGGGAGACCCAGGAUUGUAAGGUUUUGAUCUGAAGGCAGACUCGGUUGAAUACAGAUGGAUAACCUUGUCAGUGCUCAAUUUGGAUCAAUCUGAAAAUGCAUGAAGCAGUUCCCUCUGAAAAUUAAAAUAUUUCAAGAUGAGUUAGUGUUCACACAUUGCUCUCCAAGUUCUCUUUUUGAGUUUAUCGCCUGUUGCAUUUUGACAAAGCUUAUCUGCCUAAGACAGCUGCAGUGAAGCUGGAGACAGUCAAAGAGGAGCAAAAGUGAUCUAAUCUUUCUGCUCUGUGUCCAUCCUUUUAUAAUUUUCUAAAUCUUAUAUCAAAGCCUGAACUUAGGGAAUUAGUACAGGAUGGUUUCUAUAUGUGCAGACAUAAAGCACUGGUAUGAUACUGAUCACAGAAUUCAGCUUCGCAAGAAUCUCCUUCCCUUAUAUUUCAAAAGCAAGUUUUUAGAUUUUAUGGCUGCUGCCAAGCUAUGCUUGGAACUUUUAAUGCCUGCUGAAAUCAUGGAAGUUGUAAAUUGUUGGAUAUAAUUUGCAGGCAUGUAACAUUUGGUUUCAUAGGCAGUCCUCUCUUUUAUAUUUAAGUUGCAGUAGCAGAAUAAAUUUGUACUGUAGUUCCAGUAUCCAUAUUUUCAUACAAUUUACACCGGGCAUAAUUUCAGGGCUUGUACUUUUAUAUAGCAUUUCAUAAUUGUUCUGCAUAUAUUCAACUGAACUGGCUAUCUGAGCUAAUCCUGUAUAUUUAAGUCAUCUGCUUCAUUUGUGAAACUGGAAAUUAAUGCUGGUUGGUUUUUCAUUCCUUACCAUACCGGUUCUCUUUCCUUAAGUUUCUGCUCAAAACAAAAGGCCAAAGAAAUAUUGGUUCUUGGAUAAUAAUGACGAAUGGGGCUCCUACAAGGUUAAUGGCUGCUUUAGGGAGGCAAUUUAUGUUAGGAAAAUUGCAUACAAGAAUGCAACUAAUCUGCAGAUGCACUUCCUCUUCACAGUUUCUUCCACUGGGAAGCCCUAUCGUGGAUAUUCUUGUUUAAUGGAUCUUUGUGUAUUGUAUUUCUACACCUCCCUGUGUCUCUGAUUUUGAUGAAUGAGAAAAUAAGAUAUCUUUUGAUUUUUCUGAUCAAGGUAGAUCUCAGUUGUCUCUCAACUAGCUUGACUUUUCACUCAUUGACAUGUAGGGAUGCUCUAGGGCAGGGGUCCCCAACCUAUGGUUUAUGGCCCCGUACUGGGCUGUGGCCUCUUAGCCACUGGGCUGCGGGAAUAGCUGGAGAGCCCCCCACUCGUGGUAGCACCACCAUGCAGGUGCUAGCAGCCCUGUUUUCGCAUGUGUGGGUGCACUAGCACUGCCACCAGCAUCACGUGAGUACUAGUGGCCUGUUUGCACAUGCACGCAGGCACCAGCGGCCUGUUUGUGCCAGUGCCAGUGGGCAAUUUGUGCAUGCGCAUGGGCACUAGCGUGCCACUGGGCACACACGGCCUGCUUGCGCAUGCAGAUGUACUAUUGCUGCCGCUAUGCACAUGCCCAUUUGCCCGUGCCAUGCUUGUGCACAUUUCACUGCUCCUCCCUUUCCUUCCAGGCUGCCAAACUGGAAAGAUUGGGGAGCUCUGCUCUAGGGCAGGGAUGACGCAAUUAGGCUGGAGAUAAGUUGGACAAUAUGUUGAAAUCUUUUUGGCUUACAAAGAGGAGCUUAAGGGAUGCAAUGUGUUCCUUGGUGUCAUCACCCAUGGCUGCAGUAUCUCUCCAAGGGCUCCAAGACAGAGCAACCUCUCUGAAAGAAGUUGCUGAUUCCUAUUUAAAAUAAUGACAAUAUCAGACUGGAGAGUUUAAGAAACUUGAAACUUGAUUUUUUUUGGUGUGAAGUGCUUUAUAUAGACAACUAUCUAUGCUCUGUUAGUAAUAUUUGAGUAGGAUUACUCAGUCAAAACAUAAACUGGCUAGGGCUCCCAGAAUUAAAUGAUGAUUACAUUACAGGCUUUUUGUUCGAUUGAGGUUUCUUGCCACUUUUCUCCAGUUAAAAUGGUUUCCUAUAUAUAAUCUGUGGCACCGUGGUUAUAAUGCAGUACAGCAGUCUGACUCUGCCCACCGUCAGGAGUUUGAUCCUGACUGGCUCAAGAUUGACUCAAUCUUCCAUCCUUCCAAGAUCAGUAAAAUGAAGGACCCAGAUUGUUGGGGGCAAUAUGCUGACUUUGUAAACCGCUUAGAGAGUGCUGUAAAGCAUUAUGAAGUGGUAUAUAAGUUUAAUUGCUAUUGGUAAGUGCUAGUACUGUACUCUUAAUACUGUGCCUUCCAAAUUCAACCAGGUAAUUGUUCAGAAGGACAUUGUAGCUGAUUAUAUUGAAAGUGCCUGAGAAGAGUAGGAAACGUAGCAGAGUGGCAUGAUUUAUUCUACAGCAUUAAUAAUUUUUCAGAGUGAUUAAAGCUGAUUCCAUCUGCCAAAUAGAAACCAGAUACAAAUAGAUCUAAAUGAUCAGAAUCUUCAAUACUGCUUAAAAGUGGAAACCACGAUAUGUUUCAGUAAUUUACUCCCGAAUGGAAAAUUAGAAUCUAAACAGUGAUUACUAAAACAAUUGAAUAUAAAUUUAUACCAAUUGUAUUUGUCUGGUUGAAUCUGGUUGGAAUUAUGAUGACUGACUGGUUCUUGCAUGUGUCUUCUAAGAGGAGCCAUAUUUUCAACCCCAGCGUUGGCAGAUUUGAGAAGCCAGGGUGGACAAGGACAAGAGGUGAAAUGAAUCUCCAAAGUUUUUGUGUGCUUUGGCUGUAGAAGCUGAUAGGUAACCAUAGCAACAUUAGCAAGAUUGUUCCUUUCAUUUUAGAUUCUAUCCAAAUUUAAUGCUUCUAAGUUGGAAUAAGUAUGUGGUUAUUGGAAAGAUGCACAAUAAACUUCACACUCCAACCAUCCUCCCUUGAUUCCAAUCAGAACCUAAGGCUUGUUAAGGCUCUGAGGGAAAAUGCCCCAGAGAUUGCAAAGAAAGUAUUAGGGCCAUCAUUCUCAGAAAUCAGUCUUUCUGUUCUCCAUUCCAGAGUUUUUAAGUAGCCACAAUUUCCAGUUUGACCAGAUGGGCAGUAUAAAAACACUAGAUCCAACCUAGCCCUAUUGUAAGUGCUACUCAGACAUUAUUUGAGAUGAGUCCACGUGUGUCACCCAAUAUAAAAUAUUGAUUGAUAUCCAAUAGGUAAAAGCAAGGCAUCAAAGAUGGCAAACAUUGGGAGGUGCUUUACAACGUGCUCAGGUGCACUUCUGUCAUUUGUGUCAAUGAGAUUGUAUCUUGAAAUCUAAAUAUCAGCUUGGGAUGCUCAGUUCUAGUGGACCUUCUCACAAAGUGUCAUUAAGAUCAGGUUGAAUUUACUCUGAAUAAAGGGUACAUCUUCUUUAGACUACAGACUACUAUUGAAGAGAUCUGAACCAGGAAAUAUUGGGAACAUUUUCUCUUUGCAAUGUUGAAAUCACAAAUUGGAAUUGUGUUAUGUGCAUAUAUACAUGUAGCUAUGAGGAGGUAAUUUGUUAAACGAUUAGAAUCAAGCUGUAGGUUAUUUGGGUAGUCUACUAAGAGAUGUCCAACUGACCUAAAGGCAUUAAAGUGGAGUAGUUUGAUAACAUUACUGUGGGAUCUGAAUAAUAUCUAGCAUCUGAAGAAGUUACUUAUUUGGGGUAAUGAAACAUCUGCAAGAAAACAACCAAUCUUAGAGAGCACCAGUAACCCCACAAUUCAACCCUGAGUUAUAAAUAUUCUCUUCUACUAGAACUUUAAUCAUCUGCUAUUGGAUAGUCAGGAAACUGAAAGAGCUGUUUGUUGCGAUAGAACAUAUUUUUAUGGAUAUGGAGUGCUUUUAUGUGAGACUCUUCUGUUUACUUAUAUGUGUGUGAAAAUGGUUAAUGUACAAUGAAGCAGAUUGGCAAUAUGAAAUUCCAAUAUAAGUUCUAACAAAUAUAAAUACAAUGUUAAUGUUAUAAUUUAUCUUCUAUGUGGACAUAUUAGGCAAGAGACCAGCAGAGCAUAGCCCAGAACCAGGUAGUUGCAAUAUUUCUGCUAAGUAUUACCCUACCUAUGAAAGUAUUGUUUUGUGUUUGAAACAAUAAAUGUAAACAAUUAGGACUUCAAGGAAUACAGCUGUGAAAUUUAAUGCAUAACAUUGACACUGCAGGGGCAAAGAUUCACCUCUAUCCUAAUUGUCCCUAAAUAAACAAUUCCUGAAGUUAAGCUCCUGA